Colletotrichum graminicola M1.001 is the source of this 1095-nucleotide messenger RNA. RefSeq names its product transcription initiation factor IIF. The transcript has 4 exons. The record is from RefSeq and is a predicted model, not a curated record. NCBI's taxonomy places the organism in Eukaryota, Fungi, Ascomycota, Sordariomycetes, Glomerellales, Glomerellaceae. The coding region runs from base 1 to 1095 and encodes 364 amino acids. Gene Ontology annotation, cellular component: transcription factor TFIIF complex. Gene Ontology annotation, biological process: transcription initiation at RNA polymerase II promoter; transcription by RNA polymerase II.
AUGGCAGAAUCCACGUACAUCAAACCGGAACCAUUCAUCAAACCCGAUCCUGAAGCUGUGACGGCCUCUCCCCUUGACGACGACGACCUGUACGAAGAUGCCGGCGAUCUCGAGUUCUUCGACCAGUAUAGCGACCAGGGCUCCUUUGGCCAAGCAUACUUGGCCCGUGUGCCAAAGGACUUGUGGGAAGCAUGGGACAGCCUACCGGAUGACGCUGAGAUUGAAGUCGGCACGAUGCGACAGUGGGACGUUGUGCGCCCAGAUGGCAACGUUGAGCACCGCUUCAAAAUGCUACUCAACUCCGACCGAGCCGAACAUCAACUGAUGCCCAAGGAAUAUGAUCUGGAGAUGGGCAAGGAACUUGCGCGCAGCACUUUUGUCUUCACUGAAGAGGACCUGCCUGGCUUCAAGGCCAAGUCCAAGGCGAGAACCGACGCGGCCAACGCUGGUAUCCCAGCCCGUUUUCUGCGGCCCAAGGCAGACAAAGUGGAGAAAAAGCCGUUCGAGAAGGGCCGUCGUUGGCAGCCCUACUACCGCAAGGCGAUUCCUAAGAAAACGAAGAUUGCCGCUAGAAUUCAGUACGAGCUUGCUUGCAAGCCUGUUGAUAACGCCGAGAGUCAAGCAAUCCUACAGCGGAAGCAGGUCGAGGCCCAGAGGCCGAAGCACACGCUUCAGAUCAUGGAGCAGCGCGCAGCUAACAGUAUUAUACACCAUGGUUCGGCUGCUGCUGUGGAGAAGUUCGGCUCCUUUAUCAAAACAUCUGCACCCACCAAGGCCACAAAGCCCAAAAAGGCCGAGAACAGAGCUGCCCGUAUGUCGGAAGAACAGCUUCUCGACGGUCUUAUGGAGGCUUUCAGAAAGUACGAGUACUGGAAAAUGUCUAUUCUCAAGGCCAGGUUCGACCAGCCCGAAGCUUUCUUGCGCCAGACUCUGGAGAAGAUCGCGGUGCUCAACCGAUCGGGUAUCCACGCCAAUGAAUGGUCUCUACAAGAGCAUCUGAAAAGUAUGGCUUCCGGCGCAACCAGCGAGACCGCCCCAGAAGAAGCCGCCGCCGAAGACGACGAUGAGGAAGUGGCUAUGGAGGAUGUUGUAUAA